This is a messenger RNA of Oncorhynchus masou masou (cherry salmon), 3836 nucleotides long. Its product is annotated as gap junction gamma-1 protein-like. Gene Ontology annotation, molecular function: gap junction channel activity. NCBI's taxonomy places the organism in Eukaryota, Metazoa, Chordata, Actinopteri, Salmoniformes, Salmonidae. Gene Ontology annotation, biological process: cell-cell signaling. The record is from RefSeq and is a predicted model, not a curated record. The coding region runs from base 2 to 1453 and encodes 483 amino acids. The transcript has a single exon. Gene Ontology annotation, cellular component: connexin complex.
AAUGAGCUGGAGCUUCCUCACGCGGCUGCUGGAGGAGAUCCACAACCACUCCACCUUCGUGGGGAAGCUGUGGCUCACCGUGCUUGUCGUCUUCCGCAUCGUCCUCACCGCCGUCGGGGGAGAGUCCAUCUACUAUGACGAGCAGAGCAAGUUCGUCUGCAACUCGGGCCAGCCGGGCUGCGAGAAUGUCUGCUAUGACGCCUUCGCGCCGCUAUCGCACGUCCGCUUCUGGGUCUUCCAGAUCAUCCUGGUGGCCAUGCCAUCUCUCAUGUACAUGGGCUACGCCGUCAACAAGAUCGCCCGGCUGGACGAGGACAAGGGCGGGGGAGGGUUGGCCACUGAGACAGUGGGAGGGGAUGGAGGGGGCUACACCCACCGGAGGCCCAGGAAGAUCUGCUUUGGGGCACGUCAGCACCGGGGCAUAGAGGAGGACCAGGACCAGGACCAAGAGGAUGACCCUAUGAUCUACGAGGUGCCUGAGCCUGAGCCUCCUCGCCGGGUCGACCCGCUGGCCCCGCGGCCCAAGCCCAAGGUACGCCAUGACGGGCGGCGGCGUAUCCAGGGUGAUGGGCUGAUGCGUAUCUACGUGCUGCAGCUGGUGACUCGCACGGCGCUGGAGGCAGGCUUCCUGGCGGGCCAGUACCUGCUGUAUGGCUUCCGUGUGAUUCCUGUGUUCGUGUGCUCCUUCGAGCCCUGCCCCCACAGCGUGGACUGCUUCGUAUCACGGCCCACAGAGAAGACCAUCUUCCUGCGCAUCAUGUACGGUGUCACGGUGCUCUGCCUCACCCUCAACGUGUGGGAAAUGCUGCACCUGGGCAUCGGGACCAUCUGUGACAUCCUCCGCCGUCGCCGCUGCCCGCCCCAGGAGGACGAGUACCAGCUGGGGCUGCUGGGACCCAGCGUGGGGGUCUCCGUGGGGGUGCCCGGGCCGGAGCUGGGCGCAGGGGGAGGGGUGGUGGGGGAUGGGGGUGCUGAGUAUGUGGGGUACCCGUUCUCGUGGAACGCCCCGUCAGCUCCACCAGGCUACAACAUCGUGGUGAAGCCGGAACAGAUCCCUUACACUGACUUGAGCAACGCCAAGAUGGCGUGCAAGCAGAACCGGGCCAACAUCGCCCAGGAGGAGCAGCAGCAGUUUGGAAGCAACGAGGACAAUUUCCCCACGGGAGGGGAGGUCCGCGUGGCCCUCAACAAGGACAUGAUCCUGCAUGCCCAUGACCAGCUAGAGGCAGCCAUCCAGGCCUACAGCCAGCACCACAGGGCAGAGGAACACCUGGGGGACAACCAUGAUGACAAGCCCCAAAGCAACAUCACCCAGGCACAGCCUCAGCCUCACAAGGAGCGCAAGCACCGCUUCAAACACGGCAAGGGUGGCAGCGGUGGAGAAGGGACUGGAAGCAGCAGCAACAGCAGUAGUAGCAAGUCAGGGGUGGGCAAGCCUUCUGUGUGGAUUUGACCCCAUACACACACAAAUAGACAAACAGACACACACACACUCCAGCCCUGGCCUGAGCCAGCACUGACGGAGCCCCAUAUCCGUGUAGUGUAUGUGUCAGUGAGGGAAGGGGUGGUCCCAAAAAUGCCAGCGCCAGCCCUGAAUGGAGGGCUGAGGUAGUGGGAUGUCAUGCUGUCUUUCUGUGGAUAUUUCAACACCAUGUUGUGCCUUUAAAAAUCCCACAAGCUGGAGGAGACUAGCCUACAGUAGUAAUAUGUCAGUGUGGACAGGUGAGGAGAGGUGUGUCAAGAGCACUAGGGAUUUUUCAGCAGGCAGUUGUGUGUCUGGGUUGUCGCUGUCUAACCUACAAGACCCCAACACAACUCUCUGAAACAGUCUCUAGUAUUUCUGAACUCUUCCAGUUCUGAAGCAGACACUUGUUCUCUGUUGUUUCCCUACUGUCCCGUCUUCCAGUAGCCUGACGACUCACACUAAAUUAUUCUGUAGUUCGCUGCAUACUUUAGUCUGAGCCUGCCAUUAUUGAAGUCGUUUGUGGUGACGAAGGGCACGUGGGGCAUUGUACAAACAAAGUCAUUAGCGAUUGGAUCGUCUCUAACCAAUCAGAGUCCAUGAGGAAUUUUCAAACUGAAUGUGUUGGCAUUCGGUGAAGGGUUGGGUAGGUACUCAGAUCCAGACUCAUUGAGGAGAAGAAACUAAAGUCUGUGGGUGUGGUGUCGCGUUUGGCCGGAGCAAGGAUUCUGGGCAGCCAGACAAGUCUUCCAGAGGAUAUUGGGCUGAGAAAAUUACUAAAUCGUUAUCACCAUCUCUUUUUUGGGAUUUCUGAUCCAUUUAUUUAUAUCCCGUCCAUUCUCUUGGUGAUCCUGAUUUCCAUGUCACAUUUUGAUCAAGAUAAUCUGCUGGCUGACUUUCUGCAAAGUCACAGACUUCAUAAUACAUUGGCAUCAGAAUGAAUGGACAUCAUAAUGCAAUGACAUUGCAAUACAAAAGACCGUAUAAAACAAUGACUUUUAAUGCAAUGACAUCAUAAUGCAAUGAAUGACAUUGUAAUACAAGGGCAGUAUAAAACAACGACUGUAUAAUGCAAUGACAUCAUAAUGCAAUGAAUGACAUCAUAAUACAAAGACAGUAUAAAACAAUUACUUUUAAUGCAAUGACAUCAUAAUGCAAUGACUUCCUAAUGCAGGGAUAAUAUUGAAAAGGUCAAUCACAAUGUAGAUGUUCAAAUUCCCUGAAGGCUAUUGUCUGUCUAUUUUCUCUCCAAGGUCACUGAUGUUUAAUGUGUGUGUGACUUUAUAUUUGACCCAGGCCAAGUCUUUGAGUGCAUGUAUCUUCCAGGUGGAGGGACUGAUCAUGGCUUGAUCAGAUGAAAGUGGUCAGGGAGAUGGUUGAUGGAGACAGUCUGGUGAAGAGGGCUACUCUCGUAGCCACUGGAGUUCUCCUCCUUCACAAUGUGUAUGAGAAGCAAUUAUUCUCACCAUUAAUUAUUACCAUUUAUUGACAACUCCCUGUGUAAACCUGCACUCUUUUCACUUUAUUUUCUCUGUGUUUCUCUGUCACUAGUUCUCUCCAUUUUGGACCUGUGUAAGGUUUUCUCAGUACUGGGUUGACAUUUUAUCUGUCUGGUUAUUGAGUGCCCCCUGGUGGUACAGCUUUUAAACUAAGGAUUUAUCAUCCCGUUAGUACAAUAUUACUUACUUUAAUUUGGUAUCUUCCUAGUACUUACUAAUUUCGAGUUACCAAUGAUCACCCAACAUUCCAAACACCUGAAGUUAGUCUCUUCAGUUACACAGGAGCCCACUGUUUCCUUUUCAACCUCUUCCUUCCAAGAGCCUUCCUCACAGUGUUCAAUAUGAGACCAACAAGGCUGGAAUAAAAACAGCUCUCCAAGCUAGCCGUGUUGAUGAAGAUCUGCCUCUCUGUUCUCCUCCGUCCAAGUAUUUCUCUGAACUGCCAUAUAGGCUGUGUCCCAAAUAGCGCCCUACUCCCUAUGGGCCCUGGUCAAAAGUACUGCAAUAUAUAGGGAAUAGGGUGCCAUUUGGGAUGAAGCUAUAGAGACCAAACACUGUUAGUGUGAUGACGGCAGCGUCACUGCCAUUGCCAAGACAACGUUAGGCUACUAUGCAGCCAGGUUGUCAUGUAGCUUUGCUAAGGAAUACUGUGGCCAUGCUACCUGAAUCACAAAGGAGAAGAACCUGUGUGCUGUAUGUAAGACCAAUCCUUUGUAUUUUUUUGUAAAAGUCGCUCUGUUUUCUAUUAUGUGUAAGUGUGUUUUGGUGUUUUGGGAGGUCUAAUGUAGCAGAAGUUAAAUUGGUUUCCGUUUUCUUUUUUUUGACCAGUGGUGUUUUUCAAACAAAACUUUUUUUUUUCUUCAAUAAAGAUUUUU